CUGGCACCAAAAAACGCCUGCUUUCGAUGCGCAUGCGUGCAACCGCUGUGCACGUGAUUAACACACGACAGACGCGUGCUCUACCCACAAAACUGCGUGCUCGCCCCUCCAUUUUGUCACCGCCGACGUUCUCGCCGCCGUCUCUCCGCCGCUCAAAACUCAGCCUUCUGUACGGUGUCAGCCAGCCUCCUCGACCGGAACGAACGCCACCGUCCUCCGCCGUAACAACUAUCAUCUGCAGUUUCUCUCUCCAAGGAACUACCGCCGUCACACACGAAAGAAAUGGCCGACUUCUUAGACCGUUCUCUCGACGACAUCAUCCAGGCCAAGCGAAGCCGGGGUCGUGGCGGGAGGGGCAGGGGCCGCGGCCGCGGGCGAGGGACCAGGGGAAGGAGCGGAGGUCCCUUCAGGAGACCUCGAGGCUCCACGCGCGGCGGCGCUACCUCUUUUCAACGAGUUGGUGGCUAAUGUAGUGCAGUGGUGUUUGUUCGUUUCCUUCUCUUUCUCAUGUCCGUGAGGCGGGCGGUGGCUCUUUGCAGCUGCCCAGCCUUUCUUCUCUUUUUGCUGUGUAUCUCACUGAGUGGGCCUGUCAAUCUAGCUGUCUCUGUGCGUGGCACACUAGUCAAAUCUGUUCCUCGUGGUGCUCAUGUGUAGUACCGAUUGGAACCCCCUACCCUAAAGUAAAGUGGGUUUGGAAGAGCCAAAUCUCCAGCCCUUCGUUUGUCAGAGUGUCAUCUCCCUGGUUCAAGAGAAAAGUGCACCGAAAUUGAAAGUAGGAAAAGUUACACCUCUAAGAGUGUAAAUGGACUCAAAAUUCCUGCCUGCAUUCCCGAGAUUCUCACACCCACAAUGAUGAUGAGUACCAGGGUCUCAGCCGUAGAGCAUGGGCAAUACCUGGAGAGCAGUCUAGCCUCCUGUGUGCGCGACGUGCCAGCCUCGAUUUGUUACACACAUGUGGCAGUCAACCACUAUCAUCACCACUGCUACUACCACAUGCACCCCAAAGCAGCUCUGUGUCCUUCCCCCUGUCUCUUUACGUGUGGGUGCCCCCGUUCUGUUCCUCCCCGACAGCCGCGGAAUAUUCCAGAGAAGUGGGAUCACGAUAUGUACGAAGGAGAUUUCGAGUCGGGUGGUUCUGGUGGUGCCGGUGCAGUUGGUCGCUUUGCCUCGUCCAAGCUUUUGAUUUCCAACCUUGACUACGGCGUCUCCAAUGCUGACAUAAAGGAGCUGUUCUCUGAGUUUGGGAAGCUGAUCAAGGCUGAGGUCCACUAUGACAAGAGUGGUCGCUCCCUCGGCACGGCCACUGUCAUCUACCAGCGAAGGCCAGACGCCCUCAAGGCCAUCAAGCAGUACAACGGUGUCCCUCUUGACGGUCGUCCAAUGACGGUACAGUUUAUGACAUCAGGAGCGGGAGUGGGCGAUGUUGGAGGAGGAGGAGGAGGAGGAGGAGGUGGUGGUGGUGGUGGAGGAGGUGCUGAGAACGGUGUCUCUGUCAAGCAAAGGGUGGGCACUAGAUCAUGGAGGAGUAGAGGGAGCACUCCACGAGGCUCCAGGGGUGGGCGUGGUCUCGGUCUCGGAGGAGGGACCGGACGUGGAAGGGGGAGGGGCAGGGGUCGCGGAGGUCGCAACAAGUCUCCCGCUCCCACUGCUGAUGCACUAGAUGCCGAACUGGAUGCCUGGAAACAGUGUGCGCUAAUUGGAGAUUUUGGUCGCAUGUGGUCCUCUCAUCCUACGAUGGCUCUUCGUUUGUGUAGAACCUGCAGGCGUGUAUCACGGACCAGAUCAGUUCUCGCGGAGCAGCGACGGGGUUUCUUUCGUGUUUCUUCGGCCGUUCUCUCCUCACAGCCUCUCCCCGUACCUGAACCGGACGGCUCGGCCAAGACCUACCCGGACAAGAUCCACACCAUUGUGGACCACAUCUCCCAGCUAACACUCCUGGAGACUGCACAGUUGAACGAACUUUUGAAGAGCAAACUGAAUAUCCCUGAUGCCCCAAUGAUGCCAGUUGGAUUUGCUGGAGCUCCUCCUACUCAAGAGUCUCAGGGUAGUGCAGAAGCAGUCGAAGAGAAGACAGAGUUUACAGUGAAACUGGUCAAGUACUCAGAGGACUCCAAAAUCAAGCUGAUCAAGGAGGUCAAGACGUUGGUGGAGGGAAUGAACCUUGUCCAGGCCAAGAAGUUUGUGGAGGGAGUGCCGCAGGUGGUACAGGCUGAUGUGAAGAAAGAGGAAGCUGAGAGACUGAAGACAGCACUAGAAGCAGUAGGAGGAGUAGUGGAAGUCGAGUGACUAAUCCACUCUUUCCUCGUCAGUGUUUCAUCAUCAUGUCUUGUGUAUAAUGCAUCAGUGAAUGUUGCUCAGGGUGAACCAGC
Molecule: messenger RNA, 2369 nt
Organism: Geodia barretti
Lineage: Eukaryota; Metazoa; Porifera; Demospongiae; Tetractinellida; Geodiidae
Source: the annotation of a GenBank genome assembly